This is a messenger RNA of Mastomys coucha (southern multimammate mouse), 1032 nucleotides long. Its product is annotated as olfactory receptor 12D2-like. Gene Ontology annotation, biological process: G protein-coupled receptor signaling pathway. Lineage: Eukaryota; Metazoa; Chordata; Mammalia; Rodentia; Muridae. Gene Ontology annotation, molecular function: G protein-coupled receptor activity; olfactory receptor activity. The transcript is spliced from 2 exons. The record is from RefSeq and is a predicted model, not a curated record. Bases 1 to 1032 code for a protein of 343 amino acids. Gene Ontology annotation, cellular component: membrane.
AUGCGUAAGAUCUUCAACAGUCCUUUGCAGGAAUGUAGAAAACUACUCACUAACUGUGUUUGUGUUGUCAAGAAAAUUAUUUCCUCUAAAGAUGAUGGACAAGUGUUAUUGAAUCAAACAUUAGUCACCGAAUUUCUCCUCUUGGGGGUGACAGACAUACAAGAACUGAAUCCUAUUCUGUUUGUCACGGUCCUUGCCAUAUAUUUUGUCAAUGUGGCUGGGAAUGGAGCCAUCCUGAUGAUCAUCAUUUCAGAUCCAAGACUCCACUCACCUAUGUAUUUCUUCCUGGGAAACCUAGCAUGUCUAGAUAUCUGCUUCUCCACUGUAACAGUGCCAAAGAUUCUAGAGAACUUCUUCUCCACAAGCAAAGCAAUUUCCUUCUUGGGAUGCAUAACUCAGCUUUAUUUCUUCCACCUCCUGGGUAGCACAGAGGCCCUGCUGCUAACAGUGAUGGCAUUUGACCACUUUGUGGCUAUCUGCAGACCACUCCACUACCCUUCCAUCAUGAAUCGUCAGGUCUGCAUCCAGGUGGCUAUCUCCAUCUGGGCCAUUCCUUUUCUUCAUGCUCUGGUUCACUCCAUAUUGACAUCUCAAUUGAAUUUCUGUGGUUCCCACCAUAUCCAUCAUUUCUUCUGUGAUGUUAAGCCAUUAUUGGAGCUGGCCUGUGGAAACACUGAGCUCGACAGGUGGUUGCUCAAUACUUUCACAGGGACAUUUGCCAUUGGCCUCUUCUUUUUGACAUUUCUCUCCUAUUUCUACAUAGUCACCUAUCUCUUUCUCAAGACCCGUUCUUGCAGCAUGCUGCACAAAGCACUGUCCACUUGUGCCUCUCACUUCAUGGUUGUCAUUAUUUUCUAUGCUCCUGUUCUCUUCAUUUAUAUCAAUCCUGAUUCAGGGAGCUCCCUGGAAAAGGACAGGAUCAUUGCUGUUAUGUACACUGUGGUCACCCCUGCACUCAAUCCACUUAUCUAUACUCUGAGGAACAAGGAAGUGAGGGGUGCUCUGAAUAGGAAAAUCAAAAUAUUGCUUUGA